Molecule: messenger RNA, 1599 nt
Organism: Oncorhynchus gorbuscha (pink salmon)
Lineage: Eukaryota; Metazoa; Chordata; Actinopteri; Salmoniformes; Salmonidae
Product: protein BTG1-like
Exons: 2
Coding region: 304-828 (174 amino acids)
Biological process (GO): negative regulation of cell population proliferation; negative regulation of mitotic cell cycle
Cellular component (GO): cytoplasm; nucleus
Source: RefSeq, a predicted model, not a curated record
UCCUCCAACACAUUCGUUCACUCUGGUGGAGUAAAGUGACAUUGAAAGGGUGCCUCAACGUGGCAUCCUAGAGAAAGACCCCUCUAUUUCCCAACAGCCGUCACCACACUGUACCGUCCUGGCACACGUAGUACCCUCCGAAACGUCCCUACCUCGACUAAUAAAUGACCAGCAUAGGCGCCAGAGAAAUAAAACAAGCGAAAGACACGGAUCGUUAUCCGAACGUGGAGAGAAAAACAACGGAUCAUUUUCGGAAUCAUAUGUAGGAAAAGCGCACGAAUCGUCGUCGCAGUUGCCUUCUCAAUGCAUACCCUUUGUGCUCGGGGAACGAUGAAACCAGAGAUUAGCGCCGCGGUCGGGUUUCUGUCGAGAUUUCUGCGGAUAAAAGGACACGUAAAUGACAGACAGCUUCAAUCAUUCAGCGCAAGUUUACAGGAUAUUUUGUCAGAGCAAUACAAGCACCACUGGUUCCCCGACAGGCCAUGCAAGGGCUCGGGCUACCGCUGCAUCCGCAUCAACCACAAGAUGGAUCCCCUGGUGGGGCAGGCAGGCCAGCGCAUCGGCCUGACCAUCAAUCAGCUCUACCUGCUGCUGCCUAGUGAGCUCACCCUCUGGGUGGACCCCUUCGAGGUGUCCUACCGCAUCGGCGAGGACGGCUCCAUCUGCGUGCUCUACGAGUCCCAGCCGGUAGCCCCGGCGCCGUCGGGAGGCAGUGCGGUCACCUCGACCCCCAUGGUGGACAGUCACAUCAGCUGCAAGGAGGCGGCGGGGAUGCUGGGUAGGACCAGCCCUUCCAAAGCCUACAACAUGAUGACUAUGUCCAGCUAAGGGCUGCCACCCGCCACGUCGGGUCGUGGGUUUCGCCCUAGUUGGUCGAUGGCGAACCUUUUUAAAGGUAAAAAGAAAUGAAAUGAAAAAGAGAAAAAAAGGAGGAGAAAAGGCAGAGGAUGUGGCCUAUCGUCCAGGUGAAACCUUGUAGGUUUGAUAUUUCUUUCUCCUUCCUCGCUCCAUAGUCUGUUAUGUUGUGUUGUGGGAUCUACCGGAGGCUUCGUUUUUUCCCCCGCGGAGAGGACUGUGUGGAGCGUGGAGCUGUUGGGGGGCAGCUAAAACAAACCAAGAAACCGAACAGAGAAACAGCGCAGAGAAGAGGCUGCUUUUUGUUUUUGUUUUUUUACACCGGUCUAUCAUUGUUGACUUUGCACUUUCUUCUCCACGUGGUUACAGUGGGUACCAUGUCACCACCACCCCCACCACCCUCUCAAAAGCUUCAAGGAACUGCUGUCAAGAACCAUACCGUUAAAUUUCAGCCUUUUAUCUACUUCCUGUUGUUAUUGGGUGUACUUCCUGUCUAGGAAGGAAGUUAAGGGGCUGAGGUCCGGUCUGUGCCUGUUUCUAGGUCAGUCUCUGGGGAAACGCCCUAAGUCAUUUUCUUCUAAAACUCAGUUUUUGGACCACAGGUUUUUUCUUUACCCCCAGAGGCUGCCCCAUAUACCAGUGUCGAGCUUCAGGAAGCCCCUCCACCUCCAUAUGGAAGUGCAGUGGAAUGCGCUGUGACACCUGUUGCUAAGGACAGUAGUGUGUCACAGUGCACCCCACCAA